Molecule: messenger RNA, 1983 nt
Organism: Apiotrichum porosum
Lineage: Eukaryota; Fungi; Basidiomycota; Tremellomycetes; Trichosporonales; Trichosporonaceae
Exons: 9
Coding region: 1-1983 (660 amino acids)
Biological process (GO): DNA-templated transcription
Cellular component (GO): nucleus
Molecular function (GO): zinc ion binding; DNA binding
Source: RefSeq, a predicted model, not a curated record
AUGAAGACGCUGGCCCUUCCACAGUGGGUGGAGCACCGACAAGUAGAUGCUGAUGACCUUUCACAGUCUUUCGCAGCGAGCAAGCAGUGGAUGGGAGCUUAUCCGGAGAUUGUACAGCUACCUGUAUCUAGCUCUGCUACCGGACAUGAGGCGCGUGGAAUGUCGCCAUCUUCAAUGCACAGUGCUUCAUCCAGUCGGUUCUCGCUACCCGGCGUUCAGGACCUUCCCGUCCCAGGCAGCGCCAUCCGUUCAGACCUCAACCACUGGGCUCAAGAACGCCCUCCCGGCCACGGCUCCAUCCUCGAGGAGAACCUCCCGCCACUGGACGUGGAUGGCGACGAUGAAGAAUCACAUUUCGUCAGUACGGGCGCGUUCAGUAGCCUUGCACUGAAGGAUCGUGCUUCCGUCGACCCGGCAAAGUCCAGUUUUGAGCGCGUGGCAAACCUCGCCUUCCGACAAGUAUCAGCCGAACCUAGACGGCCAGUCUAUUUCAUCAAGCACCCGUCGUUGCAAUACGGCCGAGGACCAGAUACUUCAAGGUCGGCACUGAAGUCCAUUGUGGCGAGGUGUAACAGGCUGGGAGACCGGUUGCCUCAAAUCGCCCUCGAGGCUUUCACCUCCAUCACACUCCCUUCCAUGCCCUUCAUCAACUCCAAGCGGCUAGUGGCUUCAUGUGAAGUGGGAGAGGCGGAUGCGUCAUUUCCACACGCCCUUGUUACGGGUAUCAUAGCCCAUGGUACGCCAUACAUGCCGAUUUUGCGCUCCAUUCACCGAGAUCUGUGGCGCGACACCCUGCUGGCGCUUGAGGACGAGUAUCGACAACCGCGACUGCGCACGAUUCAGCUCGAGCUGCUGAUUCGUACGUCCCGUCCGAGCGAGAAUACUGGACAGAGCGAGAUCGGUUUGGCGAGGGCGGUUGGAGCAGCUCAUCUCCUGGGCCUCCACAUGGACCCGACACAUUGGAACCUGCCAUUAUGGGAACGACGGACCAGGAAACGCAUCUGGUGGACACUCGUGAUCCACGACAAGUGGCGGGCCCUGUUCUUUGGUAGACCGAGCAAUAUCCACAGCAGCAACUACGACGUCUCCAUCCCCGACCUAAGUGACAGCGACUCUGGCAGUGAGAUGCCUAUCAACGAACAGUUGUCGUUUGAGUGCUUCAUCGCUACUUGUCAUCUCACAUCUAAGAUUGUCGAUACGUUAUUGACCAAUUUUUGCACUGUGCGAAGCCUCGCCGACCCGGCCUCGCAAGUCACGCGUCUGGCGGUGUUGGAGGAUGUCCGAGCCAAGCUGAAGCGGUUCGAAGAUGGCCUUACCGAGCCCCUGCGCGUGAAGCCGCUCCCUUCAAUGUCCGAGUCAAUGCCGACUGGCGUCUACUCGUUCCAGCUCUCACUCCUGGGUCUAGGCGUGGUCACCAACCGCCUUAUCCUCGACACCUUAUCCGACCAGCCUACCUCGCACGGCACGUUGGCCGUCCACAACGCUCUCCAGGCGUGCGAGCGCGUGGCACGCCUCAUCCUUGCCCUGACCCAGAGGGACUGUGACCUCUUCUGGAUACCAUACUCGUCUCUGCACAUCUCCAACACGGUCAGCCUGCUCCUCCGAAUCACCCUCACGGCUGGACGGGACAACAACACCGUCUACACCAGCGCCAUCGACUGGACGGUCCGCGUCCUCGACUGGCUCGUGACAAUGACGAAUAACUGGGACGUGGCGCAGGCCGCCCUGCGCCGUAUCGCCACCCCGCUGUCCGUUGCCAGUAGGGAAGUGCCAGAUUUCCAGGCCAGCUACCGCGCACUCGCCAAGGCGCUCGGUCUUCCCAUGGACGACGAGAGCAAUACGGCCGCAGACCACCUGCUCGAGACUCUGGGCAUUGACUUGUCGGGCGCCGACUGGCUCGAUUCCGACUUUUCGUGGCUCCUCCACUCGUCCGAUCUUAUGGGAUAUGACGGGCUGCCAGGUCGCGGAGAGGCUGCGUUCUAG